AUGACGGAAGAAGAAAAGGGCCAAGCAAUUGGGAUCGAUCUGGGGACGACUUACUCUUGCGUGGCAGUGUGGCAGAAUGAUCAUGUGGAAAUCAUAGUGAACGAUCAAGGCAACAGGACUACUCCUUCUUAUGUUGCCUUCAAUGAUGCUGAACGAUUGGUUGGGGAUGCAGCAGUUAACCAGGUCCUCAAAAACCCAACCAAUUCCAUCUUUGAUGCUAAGCGGUUAAUAGGUAGGAGAUUCGGUGACAACAUUGUUCGGAUUGAUAUGAAGAUGUGGCCAUUCAAGGUAAUUGAAGGUGUUGAUGACAAGCCUAUGAUUGUGGUUACUCAUGAGGGUCUGGAGAAACUGUUUGCUGCCGAAGAGAUCUCCUCCAUGGUUUUGGCAAAGAUGCGGGAGAUUGCUGAGCAGUACCUUGACUCACCUGUGAAAGGUGCAGUUAUCACUGUCCCUGCUUACUUCAGUGACUCCCAGCGACAGGCUACAAGAAAUGCGGGUGAAAUUGCAGGCCUAAAAGUGAUGCGUAUUAUCAGUGAACCGACAGCUGUGGCAAUUGCCUAUGGCCUUGAAAAGAGGGCUGGCUGGUAUAGCAAGAGAAAUGUGAUGGUAUUUGAUUUGGGUGGUGGAACUAUAGAUGUCUCGCUGCUGAACAUUUGUUCUGGGGUCUUUGAAGUUUUGGCUACAGCCGGGGACACUCACCUAGGUGGUGAAGAUUUUGAUAACCGAAUGGUUAAGUACUGUGUUGAGGAAUUUAAGAAGAAGCAUAACUUGGACGCAAAGAGGAGACUCUCAUUUGUAUCUUCUGUUGACAUUGAACUCGACUGUUUGGAUAAGGGCAUUGACUUCUAUCUAACUUUCACUCGUGCCAAAUUUGAACAACUGAACAUGGAUUUCUUCAACAAGUGUAUGGAGCCUGUGGAGAAGUGUUUGGGGGAUGCUAACAUGGAUAUAACUGCUGUGCAUGAUAUUGCAGUGGCAUAUGGUGCUGCUGUUCAAGCUGCAAUCUUGAGUGGAAAUGGAAAUGAGAAGCUUCAAGACGUCGAUCUCUUGGAUGUCACACCUCUAUCACUUGGAGUGCGGAUUCGUGAUGAUGAAAAUUUCAUGUGUGUUGUCAUUCCAAGGAACACCAGAAUUCCUGUCACGAAAAAGAGGAAACUUACUACUCGUUUCGACAACCAACUUGGCAUCGAACUUGCAAUUUUUGAAGGUGAGUGUGAAAUAACUUUAGAAAACAACUUUUUGGGUCAAUUUACGCUUGAUGGCAUUCAUCCGGCCCCUACUGGUGUUCCCAGAAUAGAUGUCAUGUUUGAUAUUGAUGAAAAUGGAAUCCUCAGUGUCUCAGCUAAGGACAAGUUCACUGGUCAGGAAAAAAGAAUUACAUUCACUAGUGAUAUAAGAACUUUGUGAGGGAAUUAAAGCAGUUCAGACCAGAAAAGCAGAAGAAAAGAUGCAACUACGCAAGCAAGGAAAGAGUAUCUGUUUGAGUUCUGUUCUAUAGUCUAACUUUAUAUUGGGAAUCUUAUGUUACUUAACAUAGUGCGCUCCUGCACUCUUCGUAAAAUCUUUUUCUGUUUCUCAGUUCUCAUGUUCUUUU
This is a messenger RNA of Fragaria vesca subsp. vesca, 1594 nucleotides long. RefSeq names its product probable mediator of RNA polymerase II transcription subunit 37c-like. Gene Ontology annotation, cellular component: cytoplasm. Bases 1 to 1407 code for a protein of 468 amino acids. The record is from RefSeq and is a predicted model, not a curated record. Gene Ontology annotation, biological process: cellular response to unfolded protein; protein refolding. Gene Ontology annotation, molecular function: ATP hydrolysis activity; misfolded protein binding; ATP binding. The transcript has 4 exons. Lineage: Eukaryota; Viridiplantae; Streptophyta; Magnoliopsida; Rosales; Rosaceae.